This is a messenger RNA of Aricia agestis (brown argus), 1953 nucleotides long. RefSeq lists its product as uncharacterized. The transcript is spliced from 7 exons. The record is from RefSeq and is a predicted model, not a curated record. NCBI's taxonomy places the organism in Eukaryota, Metazoa, Arthropoda, Insecta, Lepidoptera, Lycaenidae. The coding region runs from base 1 to 1272 and encodes 423 amino acids.
AUGUCACUGCCAGUCUGCUCGCUUUCCUGUGAGCGGGGUUGCCAGUCUGCUCUCCCUCCUAACAGCGGGUGCCAGUCUGCUCGUCAGCCUGUCAGGGGGGCCAGUCUGCGCGCCUUGCUGUUACAGAGUGCCGGUCUGCUCGCCUGCCUAUCAGCGCGUGCCAGUCUGCUCGUUUGCCUAUCAGCGGAUGCCAGUCUGCGCGCCUUCCUGUUAGUGAGUGUCAGUCUGCUCGCCUGCCUAUCAGCGUGUGCCAGUCUGCUCACACUCCUGUCAGCGGGUUCCAGUCUGCUCGCCAUCCUGUCGGCGCGUGCCAGUCUGCUCGCCUUCCUGUCGGCGGGUGCCAGUCUGCUCGCCCUUUUGUCGGCGGGUGCCAGUCUGCUCGCCUGCCUAUCAGCGUGUGCCAGUCUGUUCGCCCUCCUGUCAGCGGGCGCCAGUCUACUCGCCCUCCUGUCGGCGCGUGCCAGUCUGCUCACCUGCCUGUCAGAGGGUGACAGUCUGCUCGCCAUCCUGUUGGCGCGUGCCAGUCUGCUCGCCUUCCGGUCGGCGGGUGCCAGUCUGCUCGCCUUCCGGUCGGCGGGUGCCAGUCUGCUCGCCUUCCUGUCGGCGCGUGCCAGUCUGCUCGUCUGCCUGUCAGCGGGUGCCAGUCUGCUCGCCUGCCUGUCAGCGGGUGCCAGUCUGCCCACCCUCCUGUUAGCGGGUGCGAGUCUGCUCGACUUCCUGACAGCGGGUGCCACACUACCGGACCAUCCUGCCAGCGAGUGGAGGUCUGCUGACCUUCCUCUCAGCGGAUACCAGUCUGCUCGCCUUCCUGUCAGCGGCGGGUGCCGGUCUGCUCGCCUUCCUGUCAGCGGACGCCAGUCUGCUCGCCUGCCUGACAGCGGGGGUGCCAGUCUGCUCUCCCACCUGACAGCGGGUGCCAGUCUGCUCGCCUGCCUGACAGCGGGUGCCAGUCUGCUCGCGUGCCUGUCAGCGGGUGCCAUCUGCCGGGCCUUCCUGUCAGCGGGUGGCGGUCUGCUCGCCUGCCUGUCAGUGGGGAUCCCAGUCUGCUCGCCUUCCUGUCAGCGGGUAUGCCAGUCUGCUCUCCCUCCUGACAGCGGGUGCCAAUCUGCCCGCCCUCCUGAUAGCGGGUGCCAAUCUGCCCGCCCUCCUGUUAGCGGGUGCGAGUCUGCUCGCCUUUCUGACAGCGGGUGCCACUCUGCCGGGCCUUCCUGUCAGCGACUGGUGGUCUGCUGGCCUUCCUGCCAACGGGCGCAAGUCUGCUCGCCUGCCUGACAGCUGAAUGCCAGUUUGCUCGCCUGCCUGUCUGCGGGUGCCACUCUGCCGGGUCUUCCUGUCAGCGGGGACGCCAGUCUGCCGACCUACCUGACAGCGGGUGCCAGUCUGCUAGUCUGCCUGUCAGCGUGUUCCAGUCUGCUUGCCUUCCUGUUAGCGGGUGCCGGUUUGCUCGCCUCCCUAUGAGCGGGUGCCAGUCUGCUCGCCUUCCUGUCAGCGAGUGGUGGUCUGCUGGCCUUCCAGUCAGCGGGCGCUAGACCGCUCGCCUGCCUGACAGCGGGGGUCCCAGUCUGCUCGCCUUCCUGUCAGCGGGUGCCAGUCUGCCCACCUUCCUGCCGGCCUGCCUGACAGCGGGGGUGCCAGUUUACUCGCCUGCCUGUCAGCUGGUGCCGGUCUGCUCGCCUGUCUAUCAGCGGGUGCCGGUUCGCUCGCCAGCGGGUACCAGAUAGCGAUACCUCUUUUUAAUUUUAAUAUUGAAAGUCCGAAUUCCAUGAAAAACAAUUACAAUUUGUUUUUUUUUUUUUUUUUUUUCAUGUCUUGUUUCCAUAUAGCUUUCGAGCACUGCUCUUUAGUUGACAGGUAUUCCGGAUACAAGGCAAGACAUUAUCUGCGGCUAUAGAAUGUAAACAAAGUAAUAAACUAAAGACAAGGCAUGAAAAUAAGUUAAAGAUUGAAGACUAA